Ornithodoros turicata is the source of this 2402-nucleotide messenger RNA. RefSeq names its product endothelin-converting enzyme 1-like. Gene Ontology annotation, biological process: protein processing. The record is from RefSeq and is a predicted model, not a curated record. Gene Ontology annotation, cellular component: plasma membrane. NCBI's taxonomy places the organism in Eukaryota, Metazoa, Arthropoda, Arachnida, Ixodida, Argasidae. The coding region runs from base 30 to 2219 and encodes 729 amino acids. The transcript has 2 exons. Gene Ontology annotation, molecular function: metalloendopeptidase activity.
UUCACUUUAUAACUGGUGACGGUGUAGCGAUGUCGUCCUCUGGGGCAGACCGUUCCGAUUCUAUUGCAUCAACGAGUAGAGGACCUCGCACUUCGAGUGGGAAGGUGCGCACCGAACCAUCAAGUGAUAUGAUAAAGAAGAUGGCGGAGUUGUGCGAAAUGAGUACUGUGGACUCUCACAGGAACACGAUCCGGAAGACGAGUGUCUGUUAUUCCUCGCUGCCGCUGGGUGUCGGGCUUUUCGUUGCUCUUGUGGUGAUUAUCAGCGCCUUCACCCUUGUCCAACGGAAAUUCAGCAGGAGCAAAUCGCCGCAGUUAGUAACCUGUCAGACUCUGGACUGUGUGGAUCACGCGUACAAUCUCAAAGGUGCCCUCAACAAAGCCAUCGAACCGUGCGAAAACUUCUACGAACACGUCUGCGGUUCAUGGGAACCGAAAAACGAAGGCGCGUCAUCUGUACAGGAAGAUAUCUAUUUGGAUACCGUCCGUCGCCACAUAGAGCAUCUGGAAGAUCCUUUGGAGAAAUCUUUGCCUGCCCAAUUUUUCAAGCUGUGUAUGAACACAACAGAACCAGAGGAAGAAGUCAGACAUCUGUUCCGUAAUUUCAUGAAGGAGCUCCAUAUAUCUUGGCCCAAGAAGCCUGAAAAGGGCGUAUUGCCGUUAUCUGUCCUCAUCAAUUUGGCCGUUAACUGGAAUAUGCGGCCGUUGUUUAAUAUUCACGUUUUCUUGCGGAAGAAAAUGCAUCUACCUCGCAUGAUCAGCUUUCACCGGGGGACGAUCGGGCCAAAAUGGGCCAUUAGGCAGGCAAAGUUAGAAAAGCACGAUUUAUUCGAGGAGUACUUUGUUCGCUACGCUUCCCUACUUGGAAUACCCGAACCUGAGCUGUUGAACAUAUCCCAGUACAAGGCAGACGAAGUCAGUGUAAUUGAGAAGCUACUAAACAAUGACGAUGAUGCUGAGCCCAAGGAGUACAUCUACCCGAUAUCACGUGUGGACUCCGCGACCCCUUCUAUACCUGCACAUUUGUGGCUGAAACUUCUAAACGAACACUACCAUCCCACAUUCAAUUUCACUCCUUCCGAUAUUAUGUACAUUGAAGAUCUCGACCUGUUGAGAGUAUUGGAAAACAUAACGCAAGAAAUACCAACGGAGCGGCUAAUGAACGUUAUCGGCUGGACCUUUGUUCAGAAGUACUCCCUCCUGGCUUUCCUCGGUUUCUCGGAAGCUGGUAUUCUCAAAUACGGCAGCAGCGAGGACUACAAGAACCACAAGCCUGCCUUCUGUCUCGAGAACACCCACAACCUGUACGGCCUGCUGUCUAUAGAGAAAGUCCUCAAGCAUCGGUUUGGAACAAAAGAACGACGACAGGUCGAUCAGUUACUACAUUCAGUGAUUGAGAACGCGGAGAAGCUAAUAUCAAAUACGAGCUGGAUCGAUCAGGCAACCAAGUCGGCUGCCAUCAAGAAAAUAUCGGGCAUCGUCACGGAACUGUGGCCGCCGAAAGACGUGUUCAGACCGGGUAAACUCUUUCAAGAUUACUACAAGGACUUUCCGAACGUUACGUCGUCAUUUUUCAGCAGUUACUUGGAACUCGUCAAGAAGGUGAGGACCUUCCGUGGCCACGAACAUUUCGAUGACGUUUACAUGAAAACUCUCUCAACUCCUUACGGCGCGUUCCACUACAGUCACGCGAUGAAUACGGCGUUCCUGGGACUGCAAGCACUCGAGCCACCCAUGUAUUAUCGAAAUGGGACUCCCGCCAUGAAUUAUGGUGCAUUAGGAAGUUAUUACGCAUCCAAAAUUAUCGGGGCUUUAGAUCGACAGGGCGUCAACUUCACCGAUCGGGGAGAGGCCAGAAUGUGGUGGUCGAAUGAAACUUACGACGUUUACAGUUCAAAAGUGGACUGCAUAAUGAAUGACAAAAGAAAUCUUUUCAACGUGUUUCCUCUUCUGCCAGCCCUUGAGAUAAGUUAUCGAGCGUACAGAGACGUGAAAGGCAGGCACGGGACGCAACCGGACCUCCGUUUGAUGACGCUUUCUCAAUACUCGGAGGAACAGAUGUUUUUCAUGAGCUACUGCUACACACUUUGUUCGAAAAAUCGAAGUGAGAGCCACGACUGCAACUAUCCGCUCAUGAACUCGAACGCCUUCGUGCAAGCAUUUCGGUGUCCCCGUAGUUCGCCCAUGAGCCCACCGAGGAAAUGUCACUUCUUUUCUUGAGAUGAUGGUACCACUGCUUCAUGUGACAGUGUCUGUGACAUAGUCUCCUGUAACAAUGUGCUGGUCUUCAUAGCGUUGAUAAUAUUAAUGCCUAGUAUAAUGUUCAAAUAUUAGCCACCUUUGGCGAUCUGCGGGAUCUGUUGAUUAUUCCAUUUGCUGUAGGAAUAUAUUACUGAUGUUUCA